GCUCUGAAUACCUACUACACACAGCGAAUCGACGAUGGAGAAUGGAGACCUAUGAAAUAGACCCUCUAGGCCUGUACAAGAACUGACCUUGUUGUGUUUUUUGAUUUGGAACUUCUGUACUUAUCCACCUCUAGUCGAAAUAUGUCUCGUAGGUUGAUUCUUUCCCUCUAAUUCUUUAAAAAUCCUCCCCGCCAUCAUUUCCGAACCUCUGAUUCUGCCCGCACUGAAGAAGAAGAGGUUAUUCAUUCCCCUUCACAACUUGAUUUUCUCCCCCUGAUCAAAUCUACCUCCUUUGGUGACUAUGCUGCGAUCGCGAGUACCCCAAGCGCGUCUUGGACGCGUGGCGACAAAACCAAUCCUACAGACACCAGCCAAAAGCCUCUAUUCCACAAACCGCGCGCCCUCGGCUACAAUUCUUAAGAAGGCAACGAAGUACACUCUGGUUGCUGGUGUUCUCGGCGCACCCGGCCUUUGGUGGUUAGCAUCCAAACCCACCCGCGCUAACGAUGAAUUACCGGUUCCACGUUUCGAGAGUGUUCCAGCUAAAAAGUUGACCUUUGGACAACGCCUUUCUCAAGAAGACGUCACACGCAUCUUAACGCGAUACGCGUAUAAUUUCCUCGUUAAGGAUGUCACCGGCGUCGAUCGAUACGAUGGUGCUCAGUUGGCUUCCAAUAGCCCUUGCGAGGACCGCUUCAUCCAUGGCCAAUUCCCUUCGCCGUGGGACGACGGCAGUCAGUGGAUGGCCUGGGCUAUCUUCGACGGGCAUUCGGGUUGGCAGACAGCGUAUUUACUAGAGAAACAGCUUCUCCCUAUCGUGAGACAUAAGUUGGGCCAAGUCAAGGCAGAAUCGAAGAAAGAGUCUAUGUGGAAAGUAGUACAACGUGCUAUCAAAGAGGCGUUCAAGAAAACUGAUGAUGCAAUGAUGAACGCGGCGACAGGCAUCUCCGAAAGCAAGGAGCCAUUUCAGGAUAAAGUGAAGAAGAUGAUCCCCGCUUACACUGGCUCAAGCGCUUUGCUAUCCCUAUAUGACCCUGUUGCCCGCAUUUUGCACGUGGCCGGCACUGGCAACUCAAGAGCAGUGAUGGCGCAGAAGGCUCAAGACGGAAGAUGGGUUACGAUGGCCCUGUCAGCAGAUCAUACUGGUUGGAAUCCGAAAGAGGCUGAGAGGAUUAACAAGCAGCAUCCUGAUGAAGGCGAUGUAGUCAAAGAUGGACUCGUACUGGGAAUAGGGGUCACGCGAGCAUUUGGCGAUGCGCCAUGGAAGUUGCCUCAAGAGCUACAGAAGGAUCUAAGCAAAAGAUUCGGCGCUCCACUGCUCCUUGGGUACAACCUCCAAACACCCCCGUAUCUAACAGCUGUACCAAAUGUGGCAAGCUUCAAGAUCGACCCUGACAUCCCUUCAUUCCUAAUCAUGGCGUCGGACGGUUUCUGGAAGUUCGUCACUGAUCAACAGGCCGUUGAUCUGGUCAGCAAGUGGAUAGAAUCGCGAGGCAAGCCGCAAGGCAGUCCUAAACCAACGUAUGAACCCUUCGACUUUAGUCAGUUCUUGGGUGGGAAGAUGAAAUGGGAGUUCGUGGAGGAGAGAAGAACGGUCCAAGAUGAAAAUGCUGCCGUGCAUCUAGUGCGUAACGCUCUUGGCGGUAACCAUCAUGAGUUAUUAGCAGGCCGACUUGCGCUCACCGCCCCCUUUUCCCUAUCCGCACGAGACGACAUAACCGUACAGGUGGUUUUGUUCAACCAACCUGGCCUCAGUAAAGAGACAAAGUAAAGCAACGACGUCUUGACCUCGAUGGUAUCGAUACGGCCUAACACUAACAUCUUCUGCGCCUUCGCAGAAGAGGAAGGAAUUGAUAUCGAUGAGGAUGAAUUCGUCUAUCCUCAAUGGAAAUAGGAAAU
Molecule: messenger RNA, 1899 nt
Organism: Annulohypoxylon truncatum
Lineage: Eukaryota; Fungi; Ascomycota; Sordariomycetes; Xylariales; Hypoxylaceae
Product: phosphatase 2C-like domain-containing protein
Exons: 1
Coding region: 302-1771 (489 amino acids)
Biological process (GO): protein dephosphorylation
Molecular function (GO): protein serine/threonine phosphatase activity
Source: RefSeq, a predicted model, not a curated record